UAUAGAUCCUAUAACAUUUGAAUAUGUCCUUCAUAUUUGACUGGAUUUACAGUGGUUUCAGCAGUGUGCUACAAUUUUUAGGAUUAUAUAAGAAAACUGGUAAAUUGGUAUUUCUUGGACUGGAUAAUGCAGGGAAAACAACACUGCUACACAUGCUAAAAGAUGACCGACUUGGACAGCAUGUCCCAACAUUGCAUCCCACUUCAGAAGAACUGACUAUUGCUGGCAUGACUUUUACGACUUUUGAUCUGGGUGGACAUAUUCAAGCUCGAAGAGUGUGGAAAAAUUACCUUCCUGCUAUCAAUGGCAUUGUAUUUCUGGUGGAUUGUGCAGACCAUGAAAGGUUGUUAGAAUCAAAAGAAGAACUUGAUUCAUUAAUGACAGAUGAAACUGUUGCCAAUGUGCCUAUCUUGAUUCUUGGGAAUAAGAUCGACAGACCUGAAGCUAUCAGUGAAGAGAGGUUACGAGAGAUGUUUGGUUUAUAUGGCCAGACAACAGGAAAGGGCAAUGUAUCUCUGAAAGAACUCAACGCCCGACCCUUAGAAGUCUUCAUGUGCAGUGUGCUUAAAAGACAAGGCUAUGGAGAAGGUUUCCGCUGGAUGGCGCAAUACAUUGAUUAACAUCAACCAUAUGAGUUCCAGGUCAAACCAUUCAGGCCUACUCAGAGAUGUUUGAUCACUCAGCACACAUAACUUGAAUUCAAUAGACUUUUGUUGGUUAUAAAACAGAUGUUUUUAAGAUUAUUAAUAUUCUAUCAAUUUAAUUUGAGUGAAAAUUGAAAAGUGAUUGAAAUAAGUUUGAGUAUCAUAAUCUUAGCUUUCUAAUUCCAUAAAAAUAGUUUUUAAAGUUUAUAAUCCAACAUUACCCCCAGCAUCGUUUAUAAAGAGCAACUCUCCAGCCAUACAUUGGAACCACUUUUUUAACAACAUAAAGUUACAACCAUAAACCAUAUUUAAAAGCUUAUUAUGUUAAAUUUUUUUAUGUACUUUUUGGAACUAGUUUUAAAAUUUUAGAUUCUAUGUCUGUCUACCUUGAGUGUACAGUUAAUAAUUAGGUUAUCAAUGAUUGCAUGAUGCCUUACAGUUUUCAGUAAUAUUUUUUCUUAUGCAAAGGUCAUGCAAUAAAACAAACUAAUGUUUGGCAAA
Elephantulus edwardii (Cape elephant shrew) is the source of this 1145-nucleotide messenger RNA. RefSeq names its product SAR1 homolog B (S. cerevisiae) (gene SAR1B). NCBI's taxonomy places the organism in Eukaryota, Metazoa, Chordata, Mammalia, Macroscelidea, Macroscelididae. Gene Ontology annotation, cellular component: endoplasmic reticulum exit site; COPII vesicle coat. Gene Ontology annotation, biological process: membrane organization; endoplasmic reticulum to Golgi vesicle-mediated transport; vesicle organization. Gene Ontology annotation, molecular function: GTPase activity; GTP binding. The transcript is spliced from 6 exons. The coding region runs from base 24 to 620 and encodes 198 amino acids. The record is from RefSeq and is a predicted model, not a curated record.